AUGACGCUCAAAUACCUCGUCACUGGAGCUACGGGCGGCCUCGGCGCGCAAGUGCUGUCCUACUUGGUUGAAAACGUCCCCGCCUCCAAAUACGCCGCAGCGUCCUCCAAGGAAACAAACCGCAAGCAAUUCGAAGACCGGGGCAUUGCCUUUCGAGUCGUGAAUUACGAUGAACCUCAGUCCAUGGAGUCUGCAUUCCACGACGUGGAGAACCUGCUGUUCGUGAGUACGAAUACCUUCGACGUGAAAAAGCGGCGUAAGCAGCACCAGAGCUUCGUCAAUGCCGCCAAAAAGAUGAACGUCAAACAUGUGUGGUAUACGUCGCUGGCAUUUGGCGGUUUCCGCUCCGAUUCCAAGGCCGAUGUCCAGCAGGCCCAUUUGAUGACGGAAGAGAUGUUGAGAGUAUCCGGUAUCACAUUCACCUCCAUCCGUGAGGGCUGCUACACUGACGCCUUCCCGGUGUUCAUGGGCUGGUAUCCCACUACCUCCACGGUGUACCUCCCCUCCGACGGACCGGUCGCAUUUACUCUGCGAGAUGAGCUGGGCGAGGCCACCGCCCGCCUGAUGAUCCGCGGCGGUCAUGACAAGGAGAUUGUGCUCCUCACUGCACAACAGAUCGUGACCUUUCAGGAGAUCGUGGACGUGAUCAACGACACCACCGGGCGACAGGUCCGACUGCAGCUGGUUUCGCCGGAUGAGUUUGUGCGCUUGAAGGCAAACGACGACGAGGGAGGGAAACCCGAAGGGUUCUUCCGGAUGCUGUUGUCAUGGUACGAUGCCAUUGCCAACGGGGAGACCGCGACAACAGAUCCCCUGAUGGCGGACUUGCUGGGGAGAGAGCCCGUGUCGCCCCGGGAGGCCAUUCGCGCGUUUCUCACAGAAGAUCGGGACUAUGUGUGGCAUCAGAAUUAUAUCAAUCGCGGGUAA
Molecule: messenger RNA, 927 nt
Organism: Penicillium alfredii
Lineage: Eukaryota; Fungi; Ascomycota; Eurotiomycetes; Eurotiales; Aspergillaceae
Product: SDR family oxidoreductase
Exons: 3
Coding region: 1-927 (308 amino acids)
Source: RefSeq, a predicted model, not a curated record